Messenger RNA from Chenopodium quinoa (quinoa), 1164 nucleotides. Its product is annotated as glutathione S-transferase T3-like. The transcript has a single exon. NCBI's taxonomy places the organism in Eukaryota, Viridiplantae, Streptophyta, Magnoliopsida, Caryophyllales, Amaranthaceae. The record is from RefSeq and is a predicted model, not a curated record. The coding region runs from base 1 to 1164 and encodes 387 amino acids.
AUGGAUCCAAACAACCCUAAUUACAAUCAACUUGCUCAACAUUUUUCUGAUUUAGGUGAUGAUUUCAUCACUAGUCCAAAUUUUCAAUUAUUCCUAGAAAGAUUAGGAAACCCUUCUUCUCAAAAUUCCGUUAAUCAACCAACACCUCCACAAAUUCCUAAUAAUGAAAACACUUAUUUUGAGCAACAAACUCCUUCCGUUACCGAAGGGAGCAACUCUGAGUACGAUGCCAGCCAAGAAGAAGCUGUUCCAGAGACACCACAGUACCCUCCACCACCUCCAAGGAUUCCGGCCAAUCAACCACUUGCCAAAGCGAGUCGCAUUUGGUCGGUUGCUGAGGAUGAAGCUCUAAUUGGGUCCUACCUAGAACUAAGUGAUGAUGCGCUUCGUGGUACGAGGCAAAAGGCAUCCGAACUAUGGCAAAAAGUUCAUGCAGCUUACUGUAAACUACAAGCUGAGAAACCACAUAUUCUCCCGCCAAGACCUAUGAAGAGUUUGGAGACACAUUGGAGAAGAAUGGAAGCUGAUUUGCUACAGUGGACUAAUUGCUAUGAGGAGGCGGGCAAACUCCCUGAAAGCGGAAGUGGUUACAACAAAUCCGAUCGAAUUAAAAACGCUUCCAAGUUGUUUUAUAUCUCCUCUAAUCCACAACAUAAUUUUGCAUUUCCACAUGGAAUGGAAAUGGUUAAUAAAGAUCCGAGGUGGAGGACUAAACUAAGAUGGGAUCUGUCAAAGGAGGAAAGUCAGGGUUGCGGUGUCGAUGAUGAGGAAGAUAGCAGUGGAAGUGGGAAAAGGUCUAGGGUAGAGAGUGAGAAUGAAAUCCGUACUAAUGGAUUUAUGUCCGGAAGAUUACCACGACCAGACGGUGUAAAAAAAACGAAGGCUAAACGUAAGGGAAAAGCAGUUGCUUCCGAAAGUGCAAUAUUGAGCAUUAGUGAACAGAUAAAGACGUGUACUGAGGUUAGAGUAAGGGAGGCGAAUUUACGACAACGGUUGAAACUUGAUAGAGAAAAGGAAAAGAGGAAGCAAAAACAAGUUGAUUUAGCAGAGAAGAAGAUGAAUUUUAAUAUGCUUCAAUCACUUUUAGCAAGGACAACACCACUCACUCCAGCUGAAGAGGCCCACAAGGACGAGGUACUUCAAUUAGUCUACGGUAGAAAAUGA